Messenger RNA from Drosophila hydei, 1709 nucleotides. It is a transcript of the gene Gs1, whose product is annotated as glutamine synthetase 1, mitochondrial. The record is from RefSeq and is a predicted model, not a curated record. Lineage: Eukaryota; Metazoa; Arthropoda; Insecta; Diptera; Drosophilidae. Gene Ontology annotation, cellular component: cytoplasm. Gene Ontology annotation, molecular function: glutamine synthetase activity. The transcript has 2 exons. The coding region runs from base 267 to 1469 and encodes 400 amino acids.
GUCGGCUAAAAAUGCGAUAAAGAAAAAUCGAGACUGGCGAGCCAAACGAGAAAAGUGAAUGUUGUGUCGCGAAUUGUGUUCACAAACCUUCCCAACUUCGCAUAGGUUGGGCGUCCCAAGCAGUCGAUCCGCAACUGAUAAAAUAGCGCACUAAAUUCGCGAGCUUUACCAACCAGAGAACAAAAUUAAAAAAAAGCUAACACAAAAUUGUAUAUAAACACAUAUACAAAUAUAACUGUACAGUCCAAUCAGUGGAAAACAUCACUAUGGCAUUCCGUGUGGCUGGACUCUUUCUGAAAAAGGAGCUUGUCGCUCCUGCGACACAGCAGCUGCGCUUUCUGCGGACUUCUAGGAUUGCCAACGCUCAGUUUCUGGUCAACUCACCCAAUACAGUUCUUGACAAGAGCAUCCUGCAGCGCUACCGAAACCUUGAGACUCCUGCCAAUCGUGUUCAGGCCACAUACCUCUGGAUCGAUGGCACUGGCGAGAAUAUCCGUCUUAAGGAUCGUGUACUGGACAAAGUGCCCAGCUCUGUAGAGGACCUGCCCGACUGGCAGUACGACGGCAGCUCCACUUACCAGGCGCAUGGCGAGAACUCGGACACAACCCUGAAGCCUAGAGCCGUCUAUCGGGAUCCUUUCAAGCCAGGAAAGAAUGACAUUAUCGUCAUGUGUGACACAUAUAAUGCCGAUGGAAAACCAACUCCCUCCAAUAAGCGUGCCGCGUUCCAGGAUGCUGUCAACAAAGUUACCGACCAGGAGCCAUGGUUUGGCAUUGAACAGGAGUAUACAUUGCUCGACGUCGACGGCCGUCCGUUUGGUUGGCCCGACAACGGAUUUCCAGCUCCACAGGGGCCCUACUACUGUGGUGUGGGUGCCGAUCGAGUCUAUGCCCGUGAUCUCGUCGAAGCGCACGCUAUCGCCUGCCUGUACGCUGGCAUUGACUUUGCCGGCACCAACGCGGAGGUGAUGCCUGCACAGUGGGAAUACCAGGUAGGACCCAGCAAUGGAAUGAAAGCCGGUGAUGAUCUCUGGGUGUCGCGCUAUAUCCUGCAACGUAUUGCUGAGGAGUACGGUGUAGUCGUCACAUUCGAUCCCAAGCCAAUGGAGGGUCAGUGGAACGGAGCGGGUGCCCACACAAACUUCUCCACAAAGGCGAUGCGUGCCAAUGGAGGCAUGAAGGCCAUUGAGGAGGCUAUCGAGAAGCUAAGCAAACAUCAUCAACGUCACAUCAAGGCCUACGACCCCAAGGAGGGCAAGGAUAACGAGCGUCGUCUGGUCGGACGCCUGGAGACCUCAAGCAUCGACAAAUUCUCAUGGGGCGUGGCUAAUCGCGCCGUCAGUGUUCGUGUUCCACGAGGCGUAGCAACAGCUGGCAAAGGCUACUUAGAGGAUCGUCGUCCCAGCUCCAAUUGUGACCCUUAUGCCGUCUGUGGGGCGAUAGUGCGUACGUGUCUACUAAACGAAUAAACCAGCUAUAUGUGGGCGUUCAAGUUUCAAUGAUGUAGAUAUCUAGCUGAAAUUACAGCAGGUGGACUUUCUAUCUGUACAGUUUGGCUAUCGUUCUCCUUUGAUUAAGAUCAAGAAUUAUGUUUUGCUUGCGUGUGUAAAAAGACAGAAUAGGUUGAAGAACAGAAAUAUGUGGUUAGCAUUUAAGUAAGUCAAAUAAGCGAUGAUGAAAAUGAAAUAAAACUGAAACUAAAACUAAAA